This is a messenger RNA of Thalassophryne amazonica, 3166 nucleotides long. Its product is annotated as UDP-glucuronosyltransferase-like. NCBI's taxonomy places the organism in Eukaryota, Metazoa, Chordata, Actinopteri, Batrachoidiformes, Batrachoididae. The record is from RefSeq and is a predicted model, not a curated record. Gene Ontology annotation, molecular function: UDP-glycosyltransferase activity.
UAAACACUCGCUCACACACACACACCAAACUUACCACUGCAGAGACGAGGCCAUGAGUGGCGGGGUGCGGUUUCCUGCGUCUGGGAUUCUGGUCUGGCUGUGCUGCCUCAGCUUGGGGCCCGUUCAGGGGGGGAAAGUGCUGAUUUUGCCUGUAGAUGGGAGCCACUGGCUGAGCUUGAAGCUUGUGGUGCAGGAGCUCGCCCGCAGGAGCCACGAGGUGGUGGUCCUGGUGCCUGAAAGCAGCAUACUGAUCCAAGGCUCAGAGAGCUACCGGACUGAGGUCUAUCAAGUUCCGUAUGACCAAGCUGACCUGGAUGAGAUUAAAGGAGCUAACGGGUCAGUGUUCAUGAAACCACCGGACAUCACAGAUCUGUUUGUCAAUAUCGAGCGAUUAGUUAACUUUACCUCAAUGCAAGUAACGGGAUGUGAGAGCUUACUCAACACUCAGCCUCUGAUGAGUCGACUACAACGUGAGGACUUCGAUCUUCUGCUCACUGACCCCUUCCUUCCCUGCGGCUCUAUUAUCUCACAUAUGUUUUCAAUCCCAGCUGUUUAUGUUUUGCGCGGACUUCCUUGUUUGAUGGAUUUAAAGGCUAAUCAGUGUCCCACACCUCUUUCAUAUGUUCCUGUGGAGUUCACCGGAAAUACUGACCACAUGAACUUCCUCCAGAGAGUGAAGAACAUCCUCAUGUCUUCUGUGGAGCACUACGUAUGUCGUAAAGCCUAUGCCAGCUUUGAUCACAUCACUUCCAAAUACCUGGGAGACAACAUGACCUACCAAGGUCUUCUCAGCUAUGCUGCAAUCUGGCUCGUGAGAUACGACUUUACCUUUGAAUGGCCCAGACCGAUCAUGCCCAACAUGGUGUUUAUUGGGGGCAUAAACUGUGCAAAGAGAGGUCCUCUGCCAAUGGACUUGGAGGAGUUUGUGGACGGUUCAGGAGACGAUGGCUUUAUUGUCUUCACAUUUGGCUCAAUAGUGUCCCGCAUUCCUGAGAAUAAGGCCAAAGUGUUCUUUGAUGCCUUUAGGCAAAUUCCUCAAAGGGUUUUGUGGCGAUACACUGGACCUGCUCCCAGAGACAUGCCUAAGAAUGUCAAAAUUCUCAAGUGGCUUCCUCAAAACGAUCUGUUAGGGCAUCCAAAAAUUAAGCUCUUUAUCACUCAUGGGGGUACCCACGGUAUCUAUGAGGGCAUCUGUAAUGCCGUACCAAUGUUGAUGUUUCCACUGUUUGGCGACCAGGCAGACAACGUACAUCGCAUGGUAGUUCGUGGUGUUGCAGAAAAACUUGAUAUUUUUGACUUGACUACUGAAAGACUGCUGGCUGCAAUAAAUAAAGUCAUCAACAACAGCAGUUACAGAGAGCAGAUGGUGAAACUGUCCCUGAUACAUAACGACCGUCCCGUGGAGCCUUUAGACCUGGCUGUCUUCUGGUCUGAGUUUGUUAUGAGACACAAAGGAGCGGCCCAUCUCAGAGUAGCCGCCCACGACUUGAACUGGAUCCAGUAUCACAGCCUGGAUGUCAUCGGAUUCCUGCUCAUCGUUGUCAUAUCUGUGCUGUGGUUGGAACUUAAAUUGUGUUUGUUUUGCAUCCGUAAAUGUUGCAGAAAAGCGGUUGCCAAGAGGAAGCGAGAGUAGAGUUUCUAGCGUUGAUUUGUUUUGUUUUUUUAGGUAUUCUGUAAUUUAAGUGAAUGAGAAAUACUUCAUUAAAAUUUGGAACCCGUGUGCAACUGUCUGCAUGUGCCUAGUGUACAAAUGGUGUAAAAUUCAAAUUGCAUACUCAGGGCUGUGAAAUGAAAAUUGUGAAAUCUGAGGAAAAUUUGCAGGCGGGCAGUCCCCCAGAGCCGGGGUCUAGGGCCCGUGGGGCCCCAAAUACCAAAUUUUGUAUCUAAUGAUACAUUUUUAGCAUCUCCUGGAGAAAUGAAACAAAAUCUCAAUGUGGACAGUACUUUUAUGAAGAUGUUUUAUUGAAUCUGAUCUUACCUUUUCUUUUAUCUGCUGGUGUGGGUUUUAAUUUGAAAAACAAACCGUCGGCAUCGUUUUGUAAAUGAGUACAGCAAGAUUGCUGGUGAUUCCUUAAAUGACCUGCCAUCUAUAUAUAAAACAGAUCGAUUAAAAAGGUUCAUCUUGGAUGAUCCAGUUACCCCUCGUACCCAGAGUUCAAACUGCUUCCAUCUGGUCGUAGAUUUAUGAAAAUUCAGUAAGGUAUAUCUUCUCGUAUUAUACAUUCCAAAUCUAAGGUGGAACUCUACUAAGGUACUCCUAAAUAUUUAAAAAGAGCAAAAGAGACAGAGCCACGUAGGUGCCUGGUCUUGAGAACCAGGGAUGGUAGGUUGAAAAGCUUUUUUUUUUUAAUCCCAUGGGAACUUUCCCUACCCACCCAAGAGGCUCAAGAAUAUGAACAGCAUGUAUAUAAGUGACAUUAACACAACCAAGGCAGCAAACAUGUACAAGAAAUAUAACUACAUAAUAUAGGAGUUAGUACCUGAAACCUAAAUGUUCCUACAGAAAAAGAUUGAAAUAAACAUCUACCUAGUCUGUAGACAUGUUGUAAAACAAAGUUAUGGCUAAUAGGCUAAGAUAUAAAUCUAGUUAUAUUAUAGAAACAGAAACUGAUAUAUGUAUUAGGUUCCUAUCUAAAGUUCACCCUGCUAGCUAAGUUAUGGAUAGUUAGUAUAAAAAGACAAAUUCCGUACUCUACAUGCUUUCUAAUGGAAACCCCAAACUUAUAUACUAUCUGUUAAAAAAACUACGUCAUGUAAAAGAAUACAAAUCCUGAAAGUUGACUAUGUCCAAGAGAUGUCAGACCAGUAGGUACAAGAACUCUUUUAUACCAACUGUCACUAGGUUUUUAAACAUUACAUGAGCGUAAUAAUAUGAAAACAUAACUGUCUUCAUAUUUUAUGUUGUAUAAUUAUGUCUACUGUUUGAGUUUUCAUGCCAUAUUUAAGGUCAUGUUAUGUUUAAGUUUCUGUAUGUAUGAAUGUGCUAUCUGCUGGCUGCACAACAAAUUGCCUCAUUGGGGAUAAUAAUAGACACCUUAAUACCUUGAUAAGUGCAUAUUUAAAUGAUCCUAGAUUCAACCUUUCAUUCGAACUGUCAAUGAUAAUGUUGAAAUAACAGAAUAUGACAAUAUGGAAGCAGGACCUGGAAUGAUUUUCUUUUUAAUUG